Messenger RNA from Oreochromis niloticus (Nile tilapia), 2150 nucleotides. Its product is annotated as polycomb group RING finger protein 2. The record is from RefSeq and is a predicted model, not a curated record. NCBI's taxonomy places the organism in Eukaryota, Metazoa, Chordata, Actinopteri, Cichliformes, Cichlidae. Gene Ontology annotation, molecular function: metal ion binding; promoter-specific chromatin binding. Gene Ontology annotation, cellular component: PRC1 complex. Gene Ontology annotation, biological process: negative regulation of transcription by RNA polymerase II. The transcript is spliced from 9 exons. Bases 297 to 1292 code for a protein of 331 amino acids.
ACACAAAUUAAUCACAAGGUGGGAAAUCAGAACAAGAAGUGCGGGGCUCGGCGUGUGCGGGACAAACACCGUGGACAAAGUGCGCGGGGCCUGCGGGCUCUGAGUCUGGACAGCCUCUUCGCCCCGUGAACGAGGCGACAAAAUAAAGUCACGUGAUCCAAAAUGGGCAGUCCUCUGACGGUGCUGAAAAAAGCCAUUUUCUGGCGCUGCUGCAAAUUCUGUUCAAGUCCCAAAUAACUGAGCCGCCCUGCGCCGCGAGGACGCGGACCCUCGGAGGAGAGACCAGAUCAGCCCAGAUGGAUAAAAUGCAGCCUAACCGGAUCAAAAUCACAGAUCUGAACCCACACCUCACAUGCCCUCUGUGCGCCGGCUACCUGAUUGAUGCUACUACCAUCGUAGAGUGCCUGCACUCCUUUUGUAAAACAUGCAUCGUUGCCUUCCUCGAGACCAAUAAGUUCUGUCCUCGAUGUGACGUCCAGGUCCACAAGACGUGUCCACAGCUCAGCAUCAGAGCAGACAAAACUCUGCAAGAUAUUGUUUAUAAGCUCGUUCCGGGGUUAUUCAAAGAUGAGAUGAAACGGAGGCGGGACUUCUACGCAGAGAAUCGUGUGCUGGAACCGGGGGAAGUGGUGGAGACGUUCAACAUAGCAGAGGAUGAAAUUAUCAGUCUGUCCAUACAGUUCUACGAGAGGAACAAAAAUAAUGAGAGGCAGCAUUCAGAGAUGGAAGGAGACAAGUCCAACGGUAAACGCUUCCUGCAGUGCCCGGCAGCCAUGUCCGUCAUGCACUUAGCGAAGUUCCUCCGCAGCAAGAUGGAUAUACCCAACAACUAUCGGGUGGAGGUGCUGUAUGGGGACGAACCCUUAAAGGACUACUACACACUAAUGGAUAUCGCUUACUUCUACGAGUGGAGACGAACUGGACCCAUCCCUCUGCAGUAUCUGGUCAAACCCACCCGGAAGCGCAGGAGGCCGUCCCAGUCUGCUGCCCAGGGCCACUCCGAUGGCGUCAACACCAGCCCGACGUCGGAGAGCGACUCUCAGAGCGACAAAGUCCACAGUCCCGCUGCCGCUCAGCCGGCCCGAGCCUCCUCUCAGUCCAGCCCGGCGUCCCACAACCUCUCUCCCGCCAUCCAAAGCUCCAACGGUACAACUGUGUCCAACAACGCUCAGCGACACGCCCUCUCCUCCAAACAGGCCGCUCGCAAGGUGACUGUCAACGGCACGAGCUCCGGGGCCGGCAAAGAGGAGGCGAGGGGCGGGGACAAAAGCGGCCUGCCUCCCACGACCUAACGCGCACGCGCACAGCGGCGAGGAGGACACUGUUUGAAUUGCUUCCUUGUUUCUUUGUGCAGAGCAAAGAGAGCUCGGGCCUUCGUCCUUCUGGAAAUGUGGGAGGCAGAUUUGUGUUAUCUUCCAGCAGGACAGACUGAAACGUGCAGCCAAAUAGACACUUGUAUGUAUGUGCGUGUGCGUGUGCGUGCGUGUUUAUGUGUGUUAGACUAGAACAGUGCACACAUACAAACUGUACAGUAUGUAUCAAAUGUGAGCAUGUGUGCAUACAUAUGUAUAAACUUAUCUUUUAUACAAGAUAUUGUAAUCGUUUUGUAUUGUACACGCAGUGGGUCUGUUUCAUUUCCAUAAGCAUCGAUUUGGCCUCCGUGAAACUUGAGACAAAAUGCUGAAAGGCAUUGCAGUGCGGCUCACUGCUGAAGCUGGAUGUAAAGACGAGGAAGAGAAACUCUUGCUUUAAACAGUCAGACGUGUUAAUAACUGCUGUAUAAGUGUCCAGUAUAAGCAACGGCUCAUCAGGUAACACAUGCUCAUUAAACUGUUGAUGCACUUUGUUACGGUCACUUCACACAAACCGACGAGUAUUUUCCCGACAGGAGAAGCAUUUAUAUUUACAGAAGCACUACCAAGCUGUUUGUCAGCGUUCUUUCCUUCAUGGCAGUCGAAGAACUCAAAAGGGAUUUUUGAAUAUUUGGCCAUGUAUGUUGUAGUUCCAUGCAUUUCAAGCAUUCCUUUUAUUUUUUUUCUUCUUUCCGUUCAACAAUGAUGCGUUGUUUUUUUUUUUUUUUCAAUUACAAAAAAGCAGCCAUAUGUGCAUGUUUUAGGUCAAUAAAAUGUUUACUUACUAGGUUUUUCUGA